This is a messenger RNA of Brugia malayi, 759 nucleotides long. RefSeq lists its product as uncharacterized. The record is from RefSeq and is a predicted model, not a curated record. NCBI's taxonomy places the organism in Eukaryota, Metazoa, Nematoda, Chromadorea, Rhabditida, Onchocercidae. Bases 1 to 759 code for a protein of 252 amino acids. The transcript is spliced from 6 exons.
AUGAACACAUUAGAGAAAGGAAAAUGUUUCAAAUGGCAGAUGUCAUCAGUGGUAGAUAAAGUACGUCGCGGUGUAGCGAAAACAAUACAAGCAGCUUCCGAAGGUGAAGCAUUUGACACAUUACCAGAUUGUGAUAUUCUUGGGAUAAGUAAUCGAUUUACGAUUAAAAUUUUACCUUCUGAUGAGUUAAAGCCUUCCGCAUCCCGUUUCACACCGGUUCAUCUUGUCGUUAAAGCCAAAAAAGGUAAUCGUCAAAUUGUUUAUAACUGUGAAAUGAUCGCUGCGCAAGGAGUUGUAGUGAAAACAUUACAAGGCAAUACAGUAAUGGAAAUAAGACUUCCGGAUAAUUCUCAAAAUUCCAUGGGUAAAAUUUUACAUCCUGCUGGAUCAACAUUGUAUAAGGUUGAACAAGUAAAAUGUCAAUCAUUUAGUCAAAGAUAUGUGAUUUCAAAAUUUGGUGAACCAUUUCUGAAUGUUGUUAAUACACCAGUUACACAAAUUUUUGGAUCAUUUAGUAGUAUAUUGCGAUAUUUCUACCUCAUUAAUGCUGAUCAAGCACUGGAAUUUUUCAAUUUAAGCAAUGAAAAGAUUGGUUUUCUGAGGCCGUCGUACUUCUCAACAGCCAAAUCUCUCAUUAUUAAUUACAGUGAUCAAACAGCAGUUCAAGAACGAGCUACUAUGCUAGGCGCAAGCAUACUAUUUCUAAUUGUUGCUGUUCGACCGGAAUAUGGAAUAAUGCUGCAGAAUACAUUGCAUUAA